This is a messenger RNA of Gadus morhua (Atlantic cod), 4655 nucleotides long. RefSeq names its product endoplasmic reticulum to nucleus signaling 2 (gene ern2). NCBI's taxonomy places the organism in Eukaryota, Metazoa, Chordata, Actinopteri, Gadiformes, Gadidae. The record is from RefSeq and is a predicted model, not a curated record. The transcript has 24 exons. Gene Ontology annotation, molecular function: ATP binding; RNA endonuclease activity; protein serine/threonine kinase activity. Gene Ontology annotation, biological process: mRNA processing; protein phosphorylation; IRE1-mediated unfolded protein response. Gene Ontology annotation, cellular component: IRE1-TRAF2-ASK1 complex. Bases 303 to 3206 code for a protein of 967 amino acids.
CACUGUGUGUGGGGGCACCUCUUCUCUUUCGGACAAUUUGCUUUCUGACAUCACUGGUUCCGUCCCAACACGGAAAUAUGGAAUAGGUAUAAGAAUGUGGACGAUGCUGUUGUCGUUGUAAGCAGAACUCUAUCUUUUCAUGUAUCUAUUACAGACUCCUGCGGAGCUCUUAAAAAAGAGCAUUAGCGAUUUAUAGGAGUCAGCUGUCGCGGUCUUCAUCACAGAUGGGUGCGCGUUGGAAAUUGAAAGAGUUUGACCUCUGUUAAUAGUUCUAAAGGCGCGUAAGUCUGUUGUCAAGUGCCAUGAAAGAGUCUGUUUUGGGGGCGACAAGGGCUGUGGGACGCCUGCUGAUCACCCUUCUCCUGCUGUCCUGGGACGGGACCUUGUUUCAGGUGGGAGGUGGGAGCUCAGUCACCCUUCCAGAGUCUUUGCUGUUCGUCUCCACCCUGGACGGCAGCCUGCACGCCGUCUCCAAGCAGUCUGGGGACAUCAAAUGGACCCUCAGAGAAGACCCCAUCAUUCAAGUCCCAAUCUACCUUCAGGAGCCAGGGUUCCUCCCCGAUCCCAGCGACGGCAGUCUGUACGUUCUGGAAGGCAAGCACAAGGAGGGCCUGAUGAAGCUGCCUUUCACCAUCCCAGAGCUGGUCCAGUCAGCCCCCUGCAAGAGCUCGGAUGGCAUUCUCUAUACGGGGAAGAAGCAGGAUGUGUGGUUUGUGGUGGAUCCUGAAACGGGGGAAAAGCAGACAAGCCUAACCACCUCCUCCUCCGAAUCCAUCUGUCCGAACACACCUCUUCUUUACAUAGGACGCACAGAAUACAUGAUCACCAUGUUUGACACCAAGACCCAGGAGCUACGGUGGAACGCCACGUACAACGACUACUCGGCGCCCCCCUAUGACGAGAAACAGGACUACAGGAUGGCUCAUCUUGUAUCCAGUGGUGAUGGUCUGGUGGUUACAGUGGACAGAGAAACAGGUGACGUCCUGUGGAGUCAGAACUACGGUUCCCCCGUGGUGGGGGUCUAUCUGUACUCGGGGGAGUCGCUGAGACACGCCCCCCACCUGUCCCUGGCCCUGGAGACGCUGCGCUACCUCACCUUCGCCUCGGCCAGCGACCAGGCGGACUCCCCCUCCACGCUGAAGUGGAGCUACCAGUUUGUGAAGGAGCAGGCCACUGCCCAGGCACAGCUUGUGCCUACCCUCUAUGUGGGCAAACUGGACUCCCGCCUGUAUGCAUCCACCUCAUUGGUCCAUCACGGAGUCCCCCUAGUGCCUCGGGGCCUGACCCUAGCCCGCAUCGAGGGUCCCAUCACGGCCGGCGUGACGCUGCGACAGAAAGGGGAGUGUGAGAGCAUGCCGUCCACCGACGUGCGCUAUCCCCACGGCAGCACCAACAGCCGGAACAACCACUGGCUGCUGAUAGGGCAUCACGAGCUCCCUCCGUUGGCUCACACCACCAUGCUGAGGGAGUUCCCCGUCAGCCUCCAGCGCUCCAGAGAGCCCUUCAUCCCCCCCCGGACCCCCGCCGCCUCCCACUACAACCAGCACUAUUUCGAGACUGCAUCUCAGGGCCAGGGUGAAGGGGACCAUGACGAUGAAGAGAAUGGGGUACGCACGCACGGGACGAAGGGGGUCCGGGGCAAACGGCCCUCCAGAAUUCUGCCCUCCUCCCUGUCCCAGGACCCCCUGACGCUGGCAGUCCUCACCCUGCUGGUGGGGGGCUGGCUGGCCUUCGCUCUCACCUACCCCUCGCGUGCUGCCAAAGUUCAAAAGGUUCAAAGGCCGGGAGGCGACACGGAAACCUCAGAACCACUGAGAGACGACAGCCAGACGAAUACACACUCCUCUCCUCCCACCCUCUCUAACUCCAGUAGCGAAUUCAAGGCAGCGUCUACUGAAUCUCUACCUGAGUCUCUGAUAAGCAGCAAUUCAGAUGCAGACAGCAGAAGCAGAACCACUGGACUUCCACAAACAACUGAAGUGGAAGGAGAUGAGGUCAACGUGGGGAAGAUGACCUUCAAGCCAUCUGAGGUUCUGGGACAUGGUUCAGCAGGAACCUUCGUCUUCAGGGGCCAUUUUGACGGCCGGCAAGUGGCCGUGAAGCGCAUCCUGCCCGAGUGCUUCGAGGUGGCGGAGCGCGAAGUGCAGCUAUUAAGGGAGUCGGACACGCACCCCAACGUCAUCCGCUACUUCUGCACUGAGAGGGACCGGCUUUUCACCUACAUCGCCAUCGAGCUGUGCGCUGCCACUCUGCAACAGUAUGUGGAAGACCCAACCGGCUUCCCUGGGCUGAGUGCAGUGACUCUACUGGAGCAGACCAUGUGUGGCCUCUCUCACCUUCACUCUCUCAACAUAGUCCACCGGGAUCUGAAGCCGAGGAACAUCCUGAUCUCGGGUCCCGGGCCGCUGGGCCGGGUCCGGGCCCUCAUCUCAGACUUUGGGCUGUGCAAGAAGAUGCUGGACGGUCGCUGCAGCUUCUCCAUGCGCUCAGGGAUCCCCGGGACUGAGGGAUGGAUCGCCCCCGAGGUGCUGCGAGAAGCUCCCGGAAACAACCCGACAGCAGCGGUGGAUGUGUUCUCAGCCGGCUGUGUCUUCUAUUAUGUGGUCAGCAGGGGGCAGCACCCCUUUGGCGAUGCACUGAGGCGUCAGGUCAACAUCCUGGCAGGAGAAUACACACUCUCACACUUCAUGGAGGAUAUGCAUGAUGAUGUCAUAGCUCGGGAUCUGAUCGAGCGAAUGAUAAGUGCAGCGCCGGAGUCCCGCCCCUCGACUUCCUGUGUGCUCAAACAUCCCUUCUUUUGGAUUCCUGAGAAGCAGCUACUGUUCUUCCAGGACGUGAGUGACCGUAUAGAGAAGGAACCAGGGGAGGGGGCUAUUGUGGUGAGGCUAGAGACCGCGGGCAGAGCGGUGGUUCGAACCAACUGGAGGAUGCACAUCUCUGUGCCUUUGCAGACGGAUCUGAGAAAGUUCCGGACCUAUAAGGGGAACUCGGUCAGAGACCUUCUGAGGGCCAUGAGGAAUAAGAAGCACCACUAUCACGAGCUGCCCAAGGAGGUACAGGAGACCCUAGGCGAGGUUCCAGAAGGAUUUGUCGGUUACUUCACCUCGCGGUUUCCACGGUUACUGCUCCACACCCACAAUGCUUUGCACAUCUGCGCCCAUGAAAGACUAUUCCACCCUUACUAUUUGGCUCCUAUUGCCAAAUAGCAUUCACUAAUGGCCCCGGGCACAGUUUGAGUUUUACACUUCCUUGAAUGUUUUUGUACUACCAGAGGUUACAUGCGCAGUAUGUGUUUUAUUUUAACAAUCCUUGGAUUUUCAGAGAGUGAUUAAGGACUGGUGGGGGGAAAACCCACAUUGCACAUCAGGUAUGUUUUGGAAAUGAAGUUGAAAUUCCUCUGAUUCCAAGAGCACUCCACCAAGGGCUGAAUUUUAUAGCGGCUAUCCAUUUUAUACAUUUGAGGUAUUUGCCCUUUUUACCCCUGACAAUAGUACUUUCUCUAAGGAAAAGACCUCUCUCAAACAGAGGGCAAAUGUGUCACGGUAUUGCCGACAUCAAACACGCUUUUAAUUUGAAAUAUUUCAGACGCAAAGUGUAUUGGGUGAUUUGCAUCUGCAUGGUAUUUGCGGCUCCACUUGUAUUGAAUGUAUUUUCAUUGUUAUUUUGGGGGCUCUUUGGUUACUGAUGGUAGUUGUUACACACUGACCGAACCACAUGAAAAGACAAUUUUUUUUAUCAAUGACAAUAGGUUGAUGUUGUUUUUCUUACACUGAUGCCAGAGAAUGAGGGGAAUAGAAAUCUAUUGUUAUAUUUUGUGAUACCAACCAAUUUUUUAUUAAUGCUAAGCUUUAUACUCCAAAGUUUUAUGUACAUAGCUGUUACUAGUUGAUGUGAGCCUAUGUAGACCUAUGAAAAGCCCUUUUGAUGAGAACUCAUCUGCACUGUACCGGUCCUAGGAAGGUGUCGAAUUUACGAAUGAAUGAAUGUGUCAUUUACUAGGGGUGGGAAUCUCUUGGCACCUCACGAUUCGAUUCGAUUCCGAUUAUGAGGUCAACGAUUCGAUUCUGAAGCAAUUAUCGAUGCAACAAUUUUUUUUAUGUACAUUUCCAUGCGUGAUUUUCAAAAAUAUAUACAUACGUCUGGGUUUGCUACUCAGAGUUUGCUAAUCACUUCCUACUUUUGUGAUGAUCAUUAAAGACAUCAACAGAUGAAUUAACUUAUCUAAUAUUUCACAAGAGAGAAAGCUUUUGUCACAAAUAUGACUUUCAAUGAACAAUGCAAUAAUCAAUGCAGCUUGCAUUAUAACACAUUAUGGAAGCAUGCAAAAAAAUAGGUUUCAGUUUUAUUUUCUUUCUAAUCUUUCUUUUCUAUGUCAUUAAAGGAAAAGCUGCUCUUGAAUCAGAAUGAGUUCGAUUGGCCAAUAGACACUGAAGAUAAAUUCAAUGAUUUUAAAAUUACAAAAAUUAUCCCUCUCUGGCAAACAGAAUGUUGCAGCAGGAAAAAAAAAAAUUAAUAAUAAUAAUAUCUGCAUCGAGACAGAAUCGUUCUAGCGAGAAUCGCGAUGCAUCGAAGAAUCGAUUCUUUUUCCCACCCCUAUCAUUUACACAGUUCUAUAAACACAUUUUUUGGAGUGAAUAAAUUGAUGCUCUAAUGAA